GACAUAGUUGUACACGUUGUCAGAAUUUCAUUCGAAAAUGAUGUCAAUCAGUGAUGACGUUUAUUCAAUAAAAAUGACCAAAAUGAAAUUAAAGGAAGUGUACGGUGAGUCUUUACGCUUUGUCAAAAGAGAAGGCAGAAGCAAUAUAAUUCUAUUGGACAGUGUUAGAGACAUUUUAUGUGAAAAAUGGUACCAAGAAAAAAGCACAAAUGUAAACGAGGAGAGAGAGCGUGUUGUUAUAACAGCUGCAAAACUUUUGAAAAAUGCCAUAAAGAAUCAUGACCACAAUUCAAACGUAUAUCCUUCCAAAGAGGACAUCCUAAACAUUGAAGGAACCCAUAUACCUCAAUUAUUAAAAGCAUUUGUUAAUGAACUAGUUCAGGCACCUUUAAAACAGGUUUCAAUAUCACAAGUCUUAUUUUCUGGAACACGUCCCAGGUCUAUUAUGCCAUUACAGUUUGGACUAAGCGUUGCUGUCGAUAACCGUCUUUCAUCAAAAUGGCUGAACAUACUGCUAUCAAAAUUAGGAUUUGGUAUUAGUUAUGACGAGGUUAUCCGUUACAAACAGAAUGUUGUAAAGCAUGAUACUAUCGACGAAAUCAUUUCUGGAGAGGGAACCUCAUUUCUUCAAUUUGUAGCUGAUAACACAGACUAUGACAUUGCUACUGUUGAUGGAAAAAAUACGCACCAUGGACUUGGGUCAAUUGCAAUUGCAAAUGGAAAAUUCACAGACGUUUCGUUUAAAAGGAAUAAAAUUCCUAGAGAUAAAAAAGAACUAUGGUCAAAUAACAAGUCAAACGAUGGGAUAAUGAUUAGGCAGUACUACAUACCUGACAUACCUUCAUUAACAAAAACAAUAUUCAAACCAGUCAUUCAGGAAAAAAUUCAAGCUCGUUUUAUUGAUCUUCUAUGGAACAUUGGCUACCUUUUCAAAAAUCCAUGCCCAAGUGGGCCUGGCUACAUGAGUUCUGCAACAAAUAAUAUUGUAAAACAUAAAUCUAACAUUGCUAUACUACCUGUGAUUGAUUUACACGCUACUAAUUUGACAGCCCUAUAUUCACUACUUUGCUUCAUCAUUGAUCACUCCAAAAAAGUGAAUAUUACAAUGCCAUCCAUAAAAUUUGAUCAGCAGCUUUACAUAAAAGCAUACGAAAUAGUCACUACAAAAAACUUAAAUAUAUUUGUUCGUCUCGGAGGUUUCCAUCAACUUGAGUUUUCUAGGUUCAACUAA
Molecule: messenger RNA, 1231 nt
Organism: Hydra vulgaris (swiftwater hydra)
Lineage: Eukaryota; Metazoa; Cnidaria; Hydrozoa; Anthoathecata; Hydridae
Source: RefSeq, a predicted model, not a curated record